AUGGCUCUCGCUCUCCAUAUGCCCGCAGCUGGCUGCGAGCAUUUGGACAAUGACUCCAUCGACAAGAUCCGUCAAUUUCGAGAAUCGCCAACAACCACCAUCGACCAGGACUUUGCUCAAUACACAUGUCUCCAGUGCCCAACAACGGGAAGCUUCCCAGCUCUCGACAAACACUUCUCCAAGACCAAACAUGAGUUUGCCGUGACCCAGAAAUCUGUCUAUUGUGGACGUUGCAACGACUUGGUCUAUGAUCUCAACUUACUCAGCAACGGCAAGAAACGCAAACUAGCAGAAACAAACGACGAAGACGACUCGUACUUGACCGCCAACACCUCUCAACGACCUUGUGGCCGUAGCGGUGUUCGAGGACUGUUCAAUCUUGGUGAGACAUGCUACAUGAACGCUGUUUUGCAAAUGCUGGUUCACAACCCGCUGCUGGCCAGCUACUUUCUCGGCAUGGGCCAUCCUAUUCACACCUGUCCAAUCUCCAAAGAGCCAGAGAAAAAAAAUGAAUCCGAUUCCGAAGAUGAGGAUGAGGAGAAGAAGGAACAGCAGACUUGUGUUGCCUGCGGAAUGACCGAGCUCUUCUCCGAUGUCACCAUGGUUGAUCAGCCACUUCCUGCUCACGCUGUCAAUCUGCUUUUUGCGUCGUGGAAGAACAUCCCACAAAUGUCCGGCAAAGGCCAACAAGACGCGCAAGAAUGGUUCACAUGCAUUAUCGACCGCCUUCACGAAUCUGUCGCCCAAUAUUCCAUUCCCGACAAGACCAACAGCAUCGAUGCAGUCAACGGCGUCCCAACCGUCGACAAACAGUGCGUCUGCUUCUUCCACAAAGUCUUCUACGGUCGCUAUAAUAGCCAAAUCACCUGCGACACAUGCCACACCGUUUCCUCGCGUGAAGACGAGUUCUCCAGCAUCAGCCUCGACUUCAAGAAACAAGUCAAGAAGAAGAAGAAAGCCGCCAAGGACGCAAAUGCCGCCGCCGCCGCCGCCGCUGCUGCUUCUGCUGCCGGUGGUUCCGGUGGUGCCCCAGAGACAACCGAGAAAAGGGAGAAAGACAAGGAGAAAGAAAAAGAAAAAGAACCGCUCAAAAUCGCUAUCCCAACCCUCCACGAGUGUUUACGCGGCUUCACUGCCCCUGAACCCCUGAGCCCCGAACAAUACAACUGCAAUGAAUGCAAGGCUCGUCGCUCCGCUAGCAAACAGACGCGUCUCCGCAAAUUGCCUGCCAUCUUGUGCGUGCACAUCAAGCGCUUCGGCAUGAAAGUCUUGAGCACCGGAACCGUCGUGCCCGAGAAAUACGAAGGCAAAAUCGACUUCAAUUUGCACCUCGACAUUGGUCCAUACACGACUCGACCGCCACCCAAAGCUGGUCCUGCCAAUGGCGGGGGUGGCGAUGUAUCGAGAGACGCAUACAUAUACGACCUGGACUGCGUGGUGGUGCACCAAGGCGAACACGCGCAGAAUGGCCAUUAUUUCGCCUUCUGUCGCCAGGACAGUCGUUGGUUCCGCUUUGAUGACGAGAUCGUCUCCGCAACCACCACGGAGGACGUCAUGAGGCAGGAGGCUUACCUCCUGUUUUAUUCUCUGAGAAGCUUGGAACGAGUUUAG
Molecule: messenger RNA, 1611 nt
Organism: Rhinocladiella mackenziei CBS 650.93
Lineage: Eukaryota; Fungi; Ascomycota; Eurotiomycetes; Chaetothyriales; Herpotrichiellaceae
Exons: 2
Coding region: 1-1611 (536 amino acids)
Biological process (GO): protein deubiquitination
Molecular function (GO): cysteine-type deubiquitinase activity
Source: RefSeq, a predicted model, not a curated record